AGUUUUGCAUCACGUGAGUAGUGAAACCGCGUAAACAUUAAAAAAGUUGAGAAGUUUAUCCAAAUUACUCGUCUAGUGAAUUAAAUAAGAGAGCUGUUGGGAGAUAUCAGCAUUAUAUGGGACAGUCCACGGUGUUGGAAGAUAAAGUUCGUGUUUGUACCUUCUCACUACUGACUUGCUUAAAGAGCACUUUUAUUUUCAAAACUCUAUGAUUGAAUCGUUAGAAUAAUAAUUUUUCGAUAAAAUCACGUUUUAUGGACAGAAUUAUAACUAGCAUGCGAAUUAACAAUCAAGUUUUUGGCACGAAUAUUUAACAAUAUAAACAUGUACAGGCACGUCUUUAUAUGAAAAGUAGUGGAUCAACGAACCGAUCAGCAUGUCAGUAUGAAAUUUGCUCAGAAAAACAACAUGUCGAAUGGUGCGAAGCAAGAAAACGCACAAGAUGCAAAAAUGUUAUCUUUUGUUGAAGUGAAAUAUCACGAGCCAAAAGAGCCUAUUGAAAAAUUGGUGCUAAAACCCCGUCAAGCCACGACUUCCGUCCCAAAUCCACCACCCUCCGGUCCACCGUCCAGAUCGUCCAGAUCAAAAAUAGAAGAAAUGAAACAUAUUAUUGCAAAAUUAAAAACUGAUCUUGAGAAUGAAAGAAUAAGAUCCCGUCAAAUAUAUAGAGAUAAGUUUACAGAGAUUAGCAAAGUUAAAGAGGACUCUAAUAGAGUUAAAGAGCUGGCUAUAAAAGACUUGGAGAAAAAAUUUUCUAUAGAAAAAGCAAUAGAAGUACAAAAAGUUAAGGAAAAUAUCAUUAAAGAGAAGGAUAACGAAAACCGGCGUUUAGUUAAGGAAAAGGAGGAUGAGAUAAGGAGGCUGAAGUCGAGUCUAGUAUCCGAAAGGGAAAGAGCCGUUAAUGCAGCGAUACAAAUUCAAAAGAAAUCCUUAAGGGAACAACAUAACGCAAUCCUAAACCGUUAUAAAAUACUCCAGGAUGAGGUUGAUAGCUUAAAACGAGAUAAAAUCGUUCUGAGCGAGAGAUUAACUGAAAAGGAACGGGAAAUUUUGAAGGUUAAUCCUUUAACAUCUACCCCAAGGUCUGGUACUUACAACCUUGAUGGAGAAGAGGAUACGAUUAAAAAAGCCAUUAUCCCGAGAUUAAAAAUCUUUAUAUCUCGAGAGGAUAGUUUACUUUGGUUUGCUUAA
This is a messenger RNA of Dimorphilus gyrociliatus, 1191 nucleotides long. NCBI's taxonomy places the organism in Eukaryota, Metazoa, Annelida, Polychaeta, Dinophilidae. The record is from the annotation of a GenBank genome assembly.